UCGUGGGCUGGAGGUGCCACCAUCACGGUUGGUUUAAUGAUCAAUUCAUUCCCGCUCAGAAAGCCCUUCCUGACCUGGCUGUCCUCAGUCGUCUGGACUUGGCAGUGGUGCUCACUACAGAAUGACUGCCAACAACUCUACCGAUGGCCUCCAUGUUCCCGGGCCACAGCUGAGCGUGACUGACAUCGUGGUCAUUGCAGUUUAUUUUGCCCUGAACGUGGCCGUGGGCAUAUGGUCUUCUUGUCGAGCCAGCAAGAGCACAGUGAGUGGCUACUUCCUGGCAGGCCGGGACAUGACAUGGUGGCCGAUCGGAGCCUCCCUCUUUGCCAGCAGUGAGGGCUCUGGACUCUUCGUGGGACUUGCGGGUUCAGGAGCUGCUGGAGGCCUGGCUGUGGCAGGCUUUGAGUGGAAUGCCACAUACGUGCUGCUGGCUCUGGCCUGGGUGUUCAUACCCAUCUACAUCUCCUCUGAGAUCGUUACCCUGCCUGAAUACAUCCAGAAGCGCUUCGGAGGCCAGCGCAUAUGCAUGUACCUGUCUGUCCUGUCUCUGCUGCUGUCUGUCUUCACCAAGAUAUCGAUCGACUUGUACGCAGGCGCCCUUUUCGUGCACAUCUGCCUGGGCUGGAACUUCUACCUCUCCACCAUCCUCACGCUCAUCAUCACGGCUCUGUAUACCAUUGCAGGAGGCCUAGCCACUGUGAUCUACACAGACGCUCUGCAGACAGUCAUUAUGGUGGUGGGAGCAGUCAUCCUGGCCAUCAAAGCUUUCGACCAGAUUGGCGGUUAUGGGCAGCUGGAGGCAGCAUACGCCAGGGCCAUCCCCUCCAGGAUCAUUGCCAACACCACCUGCCACCUGCCACGUGCAGAUGCCAUGCACAUGUUCCGGGACCCCUAUACAGGGGACCUCCCGUGGACUGGGAUGACCUUUGGCCUGACCAUCAUGGCUACCUGGUACUGGUGCACGGACCAGGUCAUUGUGCAGCGGUCACUGUCUGCUCGGAACCUGAACCAUGCCAAGGCAGGCUCCAUCCUUGCCAGCUACCUCAAGAUGCUUCCCAUGGGCCUGAUGAUCAUGCCUGGCAUGAUCAGCCGUGCACUCUUCCCAGAUGACGUGGGCUGUGUGGUGCCCUCCGAGUGCUUGCGGGCCUGUGGGGUUGAGAUCGGCUGCUCUAACAUCGCCUACCCCAAGCUGGUCAUGGAGCUGAUGCCCUCUGGUCUGCGAGGGCUGAUGAUUGCGGUGAUGAUGGCUGCGCUGAUGUCGUCGCUGACCUCCAUCUUCAACAGCAGCAGCACGCUCUUCACCAUGGACAUCUGGAGACGGCUGCGGCCUGGAGCUGGCGAGCGGGAGCUGCUGCUGGUGGGACGGCUGGUCAUCGUGGUCCUUAUCGGUGUGAGCGUGGCCUGGAUUCCCAUCCUGCAAGGCUCCAGCAGCGGGCAGCUCUUCAUCUACAUGCAGUCUGUGACCAGCUCGCUGGCUCCCCCGGUGACCGCAGUCUUCAUCCUGGGCAUCUUCUGGAAGCGUGCCAACGAGCAGGGGGCUUUUUGGGGCCUGAUGGCUGGACUGGUGGUGGGCGCUCUGAGGCUGGUCCUGGAAUUCCUGAACCCCGCCCCACUUUGUGGCCAUCCGGACAUGAGGCCGGCUCUCCUCCAAAACAUCCACUACCUGCACUUCGCUAUAGCCCUCUUCCUGCUCACUGGUGCUGUCAUGGCUGCUGGGAGUCUUCUGACCCCGCCCCCCCAAUACACUCAGAUUGAGAACCUGACCUGGUGGACCCUAGCUCGGGAGCUGUCCCUGGGAGCCAAGGCAGGUAGCAACCCAACACCCCAGAAACACGCUUUCUGGGCUCGUGUGUGUGGCUUCAACGCCAUCCUCCUCAUGUGUGUCAACAUCUUCUUCUAUGCCUAUUUCGCCUAACACUGCCACCUGACAAGAAGGUGGAAGCCUCUGUCCUCAGGGACAGGCUGACGAUGACCCCCACAGCUUCACAGCAGGCCAGUGCCCAGCAACUGAAGGAACUCUGAAAACAAAGCGGGGAAAUGGGAGAACACAAGAUAAUUCCCACCUUGAUCUCACA
Molecule: messenger RNA, 2075 nt
Organism: Dipodomys ordii (Ord's kangaroo rat)
Lineage: Eukaryota; Metazoa; Chordata; Mammalia; Rodentia; Heteromyidae
Gene: Slc5a10
Product: solute carrier family 5 (sodium/sugar cotransporter), member 10
Exons: 15
Coding region: 122-1915 (597 amino acids)
Biological process (GO): transmembrane transport
Cellular component (GO): plasma membrane
Molecular function (GO): D-glucose:sodium symporter activity
Source: RefSeq, a predicted model, not a curated record